CAAAACAGCUCAAUAUGUUUAUGCGAAUUUCAUUUUGUUCUUGUUUCUCUCCUCUUCUGAUUUACUAUGUGUACUCACAUGAUCUUGGAUGGGGGAUUCUCAAUCAGUUUUGCUGCCAAAAAAAAAAAAAAAAUCAACAAACUGGCAAGCGUUCAUAUUUCAGUCCUGGAGUUAUGUAGGUUAAAGUAUCCUGGUGGAGACAACAGAAUGUAUCAGAAAGAAAGCAGAGAGCUGGAGAUGUUGCCCGCUAGAAGGAAAGUGGAAUAAGGGACCACGUUAUUCUAUAUCCAUCUUCAGCUUGAAUUCCAACACUUUUAAGGUGAACAAUGUGGUGAUAAAGGUGUCUCUAGCACAAGAAUUCCCAGCAGUGACUAUCUCCUCGCCAAUCCCCAAGAUGUACAGUAAUUACUCCAGGCUCAACACUACGGAAGAAACGCUUCAAGAUGUACAUUCCUCCGCUACAAACGUAUCGACUGAGCAGAUGUCUCCCUCCCCCUGUCCACUUCUCUAUUCAGAUUAUCAAUUUACACUGAUUCCGGUGCUCUACUGUGUUAUCUUUGUCCUUGGGCUUGCUGGCAACAGUGUGGUGGUCGUGGUACUCUGCCGCCAUCACGGCCCUAAAACCGUUGCUAAUAUUUACAUUUUCAAUCUGGCCAUGGCUGAUUUGUUGUGCCUAGCCACACUUCCCCUUUGGGCAGCCUAUUAUGCCUACGGAUACAACUGGCUUUUUGGAUCUGUGAUGUGCAAAAUUUCCAGUUCCGUUCUGUCUCUGAACAUGUUUGCAAGUAUAUUUUUCAUCACCUGCAUGAGCAUGGACCGGUACCGGGCUAUUGUCUAUCCUAUUCGAUCUCAAAGGAGAACACUGCAACAAGCUUCAUUGAUAGCAUUACUUGUUUGGGGCCUCGCUUGUUUGUCUUCCCUGCCAACGUUUUAUUUCCGUGACACGUACUUCAUUGAAAGCUUGGGGGUGAACGCCUGCAUUAUGGCUUUUCCCUAUGAGAAAUACGCAAAGUGGUCUGCUGGAACAGCCUUAAUGAAAAACACUCUUGGCUUUUUGAUUCCUUUAAUUGUCAUAGCCACAUGCUACGUGUGGAUCUGGAUGCACUUAAUGAAAGCACGGGAGUUCAGGAAAAACAAACAAAAAAGAGACAAAGUCUUGAAACUGGUGGCUGCAGUUGUUGUGGCUUUCUUAAUUUGCUGGCUUCCGUUCCACAUUUUAACCUUUUUGGAUGCCCUGGCUCGGAUGAACAUCAUUGAUAACUGUGACAUUACAACCGUCAUCGACACUACUUUGCCUUUUGGCAUCUGCCUGGGAUUUGCAAACAGUUGCAUCAACCCUUUGUUGUACUGUUUCAUUGGACACCAGUUCCAAGAGAAGCUCCAACAUCUGUUUAAGCUGCGAGUCUAUCAGUUUAACAGCACCCGGCAAAGCUCUUCUUCAAGAAAAGGGAGUUACCUUAAAGAGGCCGAGACCCCUGGGGACUGUGACAAAGAAAGACUGAACUGUAAACCAACACUGUAGGUAGCAAACAGGGUUUCUUUGGGGCAUCUGGACGCUAUUAAUGCCACAACACUGUCCUCUUUUUUUUUUGUUUGUUUUCUCCUUCCAUUUUCCAUAUUUUCUGGCGCAAAAUGUUCAAAGGAGAAUUUAUUUUAAUGUACCUGGUUAUCUACUUUACCUGCCUUUUGGCAAAGAGCAAUGAAUGUAGAAUUUUUACAUAAGGUGUAAUGUAUGUAAAAGAAACCUAUACAUGACAUUUUAAAAUUAUAAGCUUGCAUGUAGCUGGGGGCACGUGAAUGCAGUUUAAUGACAUAGGAAAGGAUGACCAAAAAUAAUGCUAAUAAAACACUGUGCAAUAGAGAAAAAUGUGAAUAUUACACCCCCUCAUUAAAAUGUCUUCCUGAAAGAAAGUUUGGCGUGACAAAAAGCUGUCAAUCGUGUUCUAAAAUGAGUAAAAUACAGAUAUUCCUGUACCUGUUUGUA
Molecule: messenger RNA, 1984 nt
Organism: Trachemys scripta elegans
Lineage: Eukaryota; Metazoa; Chordata; Testudines; Emydidae
Gene: AGTR2
Product: angiotensin II receptor type 2
Exons: 2
Coding region: 395-1522 (375 amino acids)
Biological process (GO): immune response; inflammatory response; blood vessel diameter maintenance
Cellular component (GO): membrane
Molecular function (GO): angiotensin type II receptor activity
Source: RefSeq, a predicted model, not a curated record